CUCAGCGGACCAAUCGGAGAGGAGGAACGGCUUCUUCGCCCCGCCCCCCGCGGUCUCUCACGUAGCGGCGUACCGGUUCCCUCCCCCACCCCUCCCUUCAACCAAUCAGGAAACGGCUCCAAGGGAGCGCGCGAGGUUUUCUUCCCCGCGCACCCGUUCUCACCGUUAAACGGCUGCGUCUCGCGACAAUGCCAAAGUGACCUUUCUCCCCCACCUCCGGAGCUCAACGCGCGCUAAGGGCAGUGGGAGGGGCAGGUCUCGCGAGGAGGUUGGUGGGAAAAAAACGCACCUCUUUCCCCGCCUCGCGCGCACCCUGGAAUGGCUGCGCGCGCACCUGCCUCCCUAAGGAGCCGCUAAUGCCACAAGGGCUUUUUCUAUCCUUCUUUCUUAAGCCGCGGAAGUAGCCUCGGCGUUCGUCUGCCCCCACCCCGAUCCCACUUUCCUGUCUGUAGCCUUUCUGUCCCCAGCGCCGCCAGGUCUUGCGGGGAGAAGGGGGAAAUUUUUUUGAGCUGUCGCUUCUCCUUUAAGAAAAAAAGCCCCGUCGGCUGCCGGAUGAAAGUCUCUGAAAAAAUGGCGGCGGUAGGACAGAGGCGGGGUCGUGAGGGCAAGGAGGACCCGCCUUUUGGCGCAUGAGCAUGGUUAACUUGCCCAGGGGCAUCCUGGGAAAUGAAGUUCAACUUAUCCUACACCUUAGGAAAAAAGAUAAGAAGCCAGAGGCGGAGGAUGCUGGGAGUGUUUGACUGAUGCGCGAUGGGAAAGAUGCCUUGUUGGAGGAACUGGAAUACUCCAUCCUCCAGGAGAGUGAUGAAUACUCCAGCACAGCUUCUCCUCCCCUGGAUCAGCAUUCCAGAAAGGAGAGGAGCGACGCUGAGACCUCAAAUGCCCCUUCCAUUCUGGAUGACUCAAGUCCCUUUCCGGUGCAGCUCAUGUAUACUACCAAAAUCCAGGAGCCCCAUGUCCACAGUGAGGUCCAAGAGCCAAAGGAAUCACCACCACCUCCUAAAACCUCAGCAGCUGUGCAGUUGGAGGAGCUGAUGGCCCACCUGUGUGAAAUGCAGACCCAGGUUACAGUGAAAGCAGAUACCAGCAAGAAACACUUACCAGACAAGCAUGAUCACAAGGCCUCCCUGGACUCGAUGCUGGGGGGUUUGGAGCAGGAACUGCAGGACCUUGGAAUUGCGACAGUGCCCAAGGGCCAUUGUGUUUCCUGCUGUAAACCGAUUGCUGGAAAGGUGAUCCACGCUCUAGGACAAGCAUGGCAUCCGGAGCACUUCGUCUGCACUCACUGCAAAAAAGCGCUUGGCUCCAGCCCCUUCUUUGAGCGGAGUGGCUUGGCCUACUGCCCCAAGGACUACCACCACCUUUUCUCUCCACGCUGUGCUUACUGUGCGGCUCCCAUCCUGGGUAAAGUGCUGACGGCCAUGAACCAAACCUGGCACCCAGAGCACUUCUUCUGCGCUCACUGUGGAGAGGUGUUCGGUGAAGAAGGCUUUCAUGAGAAGGACAAGAAGCCGUAUUGCCGGAAGGAUUUCUUAGCCAUGUUCUCACCCAAGUGUGGUGGCUGCAACCGCCCAGUGUUGGAAAACUACCUUUCAGCCAUGGACACUGUCUGGCACCCAGAGUGCUUUGUCUGUGGGGACUGCUUUAGCAGUUUUUCUGGUGGCUCCUUCUUUGAACUGGAUGGACGUCCGUUCUGUGAACUCCACUACCAUCACCGCCGAGGAACCCUUUGCCACGGAUGUGGGCAGCCCAUCACUGGUCGCUGCAUCAGUGCCAUGGGCUACAAGUUCCAUCCUGAGCACUUUGUAUGUGCUUUCUGCCUGACGCAGCUGUCGAAGGGAAUCUUCAGAGAGCAGGAUGACAAGACCUACUGUCAAACCUGCUUCAACAAGCUCUUCCCACUGUAAUCUCAGCUAAACCCACACCCUCUUCUGAUUUGCUAUAAAAUUUAAGCCAAGAGAGGAAAGAGUACCUUUGUAAUUGCUGACCUUCUGCUCAGUAGGCUUACAGAGAAAGCAAAGGUGAUGAACAAAUAAGGGAACGUCUAGACGUUACAUGACUAGGCUUGUGGUAUUAAGUUUUGAUUUCAAGUCUUUUUUUUUAAUCAGGUACUUGAAUUUAGAUCUUGGACCUGCUGUCUAGUGCCUCUGCAGAUGUAUUUUCCACAUGCACACAUUCAUUCCACACUCGUUUACUCACAUUUCCCCAUUUUCACCCCUAUGAUGACUCUACUCAGAUAUUCUCUUUUCUGGCCCUCAUAGAACUGGGUCUUUUAAGCUACCUGCAUUUCCCCGUGACUCACUUUCUCACAAUCACUGCUGCAGACUUUAUUCUUGCUGUUAGGGAUCAUGAUAUCACUCUUCAGCUCCUCGCAUUUCCCUUCAGUGUAUUUCUUCUUCAAGAGAAAGUAGAUUUUGAACUGGACAACUUUGAAUACUGACAUCAUAGAUAAAUAAAGUAGCUUGUGGUUUUAAUGACUCAAUGUCAUAUUACUUUGGUAAAUAAACUUUCUGCUUCCCAUGUUAUAUACUAGGCACAAUGUGCAAUUAAAUUUGUAUCAUACCUCUUGUUUACUUCCAUACAAUGGACACUUCGUUUAACUCAAAAGAAAGUAAAAGGGGGGACUCCUAGUCACUAACUUUUCUCUUAAUUGGGGCUCAUAACAUUCACUUUAUCUUUUGCACUUCAGUGAUUGAUUAAAAGUUGGCAAAGCUUCUUAAAAGUUUUUCAUCACUUUGUUUACCUAUGGAAAAAGUGAUUUCCACUAGGCAAUUCCAAAUUCAUAUUUGCACAUGUAUGCAUAUGCCCAAACUCAUAAAUUUGUAUAUAUUUGUCCAAUUUUCUUGUAUAUCAAUUAUAUCUC
This is a messenger RNA of Kogia breviceps (pygmy sperm whale), 2863 nucleotides long. It is a transcript of the gene LPXN, whose product is annotated as leupaxin. Lineage: Eukaryota; Metazoa; Chordata; Mammalia; Artiodactyla; Physeteridae. The record is from RefSeq and is a predicted model, not a curated record.